This is a messenger RNA of Physeter macrocephalus (sperm whale), 870 nucleotides long. RefSeq names its product Bcl2 modifying factor (gene BMF). Gene Ontology annotation, cellular component: myosin complex. Gene Ontology annotation, biological process: positive regulation of apoptotic process; apoptotic process; negative regulation of autophagy. Bases 112 to 615 code for a protein of 167 amino acids. The record is from RefSeq and is a predicted model, not a curated record. Lineage: Eukaryota; Metazoa; Chordata; Mammalia; Artiodactyla; Physeteridae. The transcript is spliced from 4 exons.
AACUGAGUUUGGGCGCCAAGCCCCCGAGUGGUCAUCACGCUGGACCCUGGCGCGGAGCCCUGGCAUCACGACUCGGAGGCCGAGAUUCUCUCCUGGAGUCACCCAGGGGAGAUGGAGCCACCCCAGUGUGUGGAGGAGCUGGAGGAUGAUGUGUUCCAGCCAGAGGAUGGGGAGCCGGGGACCCAGCCUGGGAGCUUGCUCUCUGCUGACCUGUUUGCCCAGAGCCAGCUGGACUGCCCCCUCAGCCGUCUGCAGCUCUUCCCUCUCACGCACUGCUGUGGCCCUGGGCUUCGACCCACCAGCCAGGAAGACAAGGCUACCCAGACUCUCAGUCCAGCCUCCCCAAGCCAGGGUGUCAUGCUGCCUUGUGGGGUGACUGAGGAACCCCAGCGACUCUUUUAUGGCAAUGCCGGCUACCGGCUCCCCCUCCCUGCCGGUUUCCCUGCAGGCUUGCCCCUUGGUGAGCAGCCCGCUGAAGGGCAGUGGCAACAUCGAGCAGAGGUACAGAUUGCCCGAAAACUUCAGCGCAUUGCAGACCAGUUCCAUCGGCUUCAUAUGCAGCAAACAAGGAGACUGAGGCACUGGGAUGGAAGUAAUUUAGGGUUAAGUCUCUAGGCUUCAGAUACAAAGUCAGAAGGCCCAGGUUUGAAUGCCAGCUCUGCUACCUACUAGCCUCCGGGAAGUCUCUGGCAGAGCCUGUUUCCUCUUCUGUAAAUUAGACCUAAUGCCAGAGAAUGUGAUCGUGAAGAUUCAGUGAGAAAAUACCUACGAGAGUUCCAGGCACACAGUAGGUAUUCUUUAAUGCUUGAUUUCUUCUGUCUCUAUAAUCCUGAUUGUCCCCCACAUUUGUUCUUGUCAGUUUACAGUGCA